Messenger RNA from Helianthus annuus (common sunflower), 2612 nucleotides. RefSeq names its product F-box/LRR-repeat protein At3g26922. Gene Ontology annotation, molecular function: protein binding. Lineage: Eukaryota; Viridiplantae; Streptophyta; Magnoliopsida; Asterales; Asteraceae. The coding region runs from base 473 to 1642 and encodes 389 amino acids. The transcript has 2 exons. The record is from RefSeq and is a predicted model, not a curated record.
AAUUUCAUUGUUGCCACUAAAUUAAAUCAGAUGGCUUAACCACGCUACAAAACUUAUACUAACCUUUCUAUAUCUAGUAUAGAAUACUACAAGAAUGAAUAAUUAACGUUCGAACCAUUAUCAAAGAUUUUUUCAUUUCUAAAUUUGCAGGUAGCCGACCAUAUUGUCAUAAUAACAAUCUCCAAGCCUUUGAGGGCGUUUGGUUUGCAAGAAUUCAAUGGAAUUUGAGGGAAUUGGAAUUUGAAUUUGAAUUUCAUCUCUUAAUAUGUUUGAUGAUCGAAUUGGAAUCUCAAUUCCAAUCUUAUAUGUUUGGUUGACAAUAGAAUUAAAAUUGGAAUUAGGCAUUAGUUCCUUUAACUAAAACUAAAGGAAUUCAAAAUCUUUCCUACACAUGAAAGAUUGCAACCAUCGAAACCCUAGCCCAAGUCGCUGAAAAGGAAUCAGAAUCGGAGCUCUGAAUCUGCGAUUGAGAAUGGCGGUCCAUGAAGAAGAAGAAGAAGAAGAAGAAGAAGAAGAAGAAGAAGAAGAAACAAAGGUGGACAGGCUAUCAGACAUGCCGGAAUCCCUGCAGCUUCGCAUUCUUUCUUGUCUUGACGCAAGUCAUGCCGUUGGAACAUCGGUGUUAUCGAAGUCAUGGGGUUCUUUGUGGACUUGUGUUCCCAUUCUCAAUUUCAGCUCCUGUGAGGGUUUUAAACAUCUCCAUGUUUUUGAUGACUUUGUCGUUAAUGCUUUAUCCCGUCGCGCACCCGUGAAGUUGGAUAGAUUAACCUUCAAACGUGAUGGAAAAUGCAGCGCCAAGCUUUUACAAACUGUUUUUGAUUACGCGUUUUUACACGGUGUCCGAGAAUUGGAAGCACACAUCGAACAGACUAUAGGUGACCACGAGAGCUGGACUUGGCCCAUCUGGUCAUCGGAUUCGUUAACAAGCUUCAAGUUACGGUGCAAUUAUGUUGUGGGUUGUCCAUAUUUGGAACCAAGAUCAGGGUCAUUCAAGAAUCUCACCACUUUACAUCUCCAAGGUGUAAUCAUCAAGGAUCUUGAUAUGUUCUCAGGGUUUCAAGCGCUUGACAAGUUAAGAUUGCUCCAUUGUUUUGUUAAAACAAAUGGCAAGGCUUUGCAUGUACACGCUCAGCAACUUUCAGAAUUCACCUUCUUCUUCCGCAAUCAGAAUGUGAAUUGCUGUGAAAUGAUGACUCCGAAACUUAGAUAUUUCGAGUGGGGAGGGAACAGCCUCCCAAGGCUGAAAGCACAUCUUCCUGUUCUUGACACAGUGGUCAUCGCUUACAAUGGUCAUUGCCUCAAAGAGCGAGAGAAGAUAAUGUUUGAUAAUUUGCUGAUGAUGUUUAAUACUUUUUACGCUGCCAAAUCGCUUACGGUUUCUGCAUCUACUAUUCAUCUACUCACACUGUUUCCGUGCUCACCACCUCUUUGGGAUUUGAAGUGUUUGAAGCUGGAUUUCAGCCCACGCCAUAUGUAUAUCCAAAGCAGGUUGUUUUUGAGUGAAACUUUAAAACUUGUUCCAGGUGUAAAAGCUUACAUGCUACACAAGUCGCAUGAUGCCAAGUGUACCAUAAUUAAUGAUCCAAACACUGAAUCUCCAUGCUCAAACUCUCAAAAGAGCACGACCCAAAGUCAUGGUUAAGAAACCCACCGAUUAAAUCUCCAAGUCAACAGCUUCCUUUUUAUUUAUUAUUUCUGCUCUUAGUUUAAUUAAAGAAUCUAUCUUUUAUUGGUUGAAAACGGAAAAGCUCAGCAAAUCUCAACGCUCAUUUAGAUAUUGCUGGCCUUGUGAAGGAGAGCAGUUAAGAAAAUAUUUGCAGACCGUUAUAAGAUGAUUGAAACUGGCGAAGGUGUUGAUUGGGCAGUUGCAGAAGCGUUAGCGUUUGCAACGUUACUGGUGGAAGGAAAUCACGUGGUCAAGACGUUGAAAGAGGUACUUUCAGUCACAGGCAUUCGGUUGUUCACGUAAUGAUGAAUCAACAUGAGGAAAUGUUUACCAUAAGCAACAGGUAAAUGCAUUUCACUAUAAACAUCAAUACAUGAUUUUUUCUUGUAUUUUUGAGUAAAAUGCCAUUUUCAUCUUUGAGGGUAGUUUUGCAACUUUCGUCCAGAGGUUUGUUUUUUCGCAUCUGAAUUCAAAAGGUUUUAAAUGUUGCCAUUUUCAUCCGGCUCGUUAACGCCAUCCAUUUUUCCCCGUAAAGUCGGGUAUUUUCGUGUUUUUUUUUUAACUUAAAAGGGCAAUUUGGUCUUUUCACUUUAUGUAUAAGCAUUUAGCAUAAUGUACAAGUAUUCAAACCUUGGUAAUGGGUUAUGUUAUUUCUAAUCUUUUGUAUUAGGCCAAAAUUAAAAUAUGGAUUGCAAGUAUGGAGGUUACUGGCUCGGUAAGAAAACUAAAAAAGAACUCAAUUCCAUCGGCGGUGAUAUCAACUUAAGUCUUUAUCUUUAUCCUGUGAUGUUAUUAAUCAAGUUGUUUAGGUCUUUCAUUGUGUUCUUGUAAAAAUCACAUGUCUACGGUUUAUACAACUAUGAGAUAUUUGGAAAUGAGAUCUCGACGAGAGGUCAUUGAUGGUUUAAAUUCCAUUGUUUCAGGUCUCUUAAGAAAUUCACUGUUU